UUAGGUUUCAUUCAUUAUUCUGUUUAUAUUUUUCCGAGAAGGCGUGCCUAUAGGUGUGGUAUUUUCCUAAUGCAUUGAUAUUAAAGAAAAUGAUUAUCAAACUAAUAUUCAGUGCAAUUUUCUUGUGCCUUGUCCAAGGUUGUCAUAUUCCCAUUGUUAUCCAGGGCCAAUGGUUCUCAUGGGAAAAUGGAAGACAAACCCAGACUGAGAUCACUGCAAAGGAUAUUUCAGGAAGAGGCACUUGUGUUACCUACAAAGAGGAUGGCAAAGUUAAUUACACAAUAGUCUUUAAAAGGGACAACUGCUAUACCUGCAUGAAAUUCUUAAUCCGCACUGUGAAUGUCCUGGAAAAAAUUGAGACUCCUUGUAAUACAGUGCCACCAGGUCAAGCAGUUACAGUGGAUUAUGUUUGCAAAAAUUUAAAAUUGGACCAACAGCUGAUCACGCUUUUCUCAGAGAAUUACGUGCCUGUGAAUUGCAGAUCUUCGUUAGAAGGUGUUUGGAAUUUUGCUUAUCAAAAUCGAUUCAAGUUUACGGGCGAGUGCAGAAACCCGGACGCGCGGAUCAGAUCGUGUCAGACUGCAGGAUCUCAGUUUUUGAUCACUAAUCAGAAAUUUAAUAUUACCUACAGACGCUGCGAGCAAAUGACGGGAACUUUUGAUGGAGUUGUGGAAUACAGUUGCUUAGGAGAUUGGUUUGUGGGCAAAAACCACUUCUUCGCUGUGGCUAACACGAGGGAAUCGCGUAAAGAUGAAAAGUACAGAUGCUUCUUGAAGAAUCGUGAUGACGAUCUCUACCUGGGAGUGUCCAUAACGCCUGAAUGCAAUCCGUUAAAGACUGUGGAAGACAGUCCGGAAAGGCUGAGGAUUACUCCGGUUAAGUCGGAAGUGGUUGAGCCGGGAUGCAGACUUCCUCAAAAUUUCACCGGCGAAUGGAUCAACACGGCUAACAUCGAUGCUGAUAUAUUUAUCAAUGAGACGCACAUCAUCGAGACUUGGUAUCCUGACGAAGGCAGAUACAGACGUACCAUUUACGUGUGCCGGGAACAGCGUGACACCAGGAUAAUGAUGACACGAUUAACGGUGGACGGUUGCCAGAAGGAUUACAUCUGCUUUGAUUUCGUGCCGCAACACCACAACGUAAUUAGAUAUAGGAAAGGGGUAGCCGUUAUCAAGGACGACUUCCACACCGUAUGCUCGUGGGUACGAUUCCCCAACAAGGAGCGUUGGCAGUAUGAUCUGUUUCUAUCCAAGAACCCGGUGGCGAUUAAAUGUCCGGUAGCAGGUAAAUUCAAUUUUACACAGAAGGGAGAGGUUCCGUUUGAGACGCGCAUCUUGGGUGGUGUUACACUGAGCCCCCGCCCCAACACAUAUUGCAAGCAGAACAUUUCGGAUUACUCCGUAUGCGAUACCGAUCAGAAAGAAGUCGCUAUCGACGAGAAUUACUGCCUCUCCGUCGACCAUCUGGGUAGACCUGUUGACAUCUACAGCGAUCCCGAUUACAAGAUGAAAUGCAUCGGCUUCUGGAAAGAAAACCUUAAAUCUUACAUGAUCACCUUCGAUGAACUUGAUCCCUUCUCCAAAUACAGAUGUUGGGUCUACCAAAGAGCUGACCUUAAUAAAGUCCUCAUGUCUCAAGCCGUGGGUCCUUACUGCGACCUGAAUCAAGAUGUGACUUCUUGGAACUUCACGGAAGGCGCUGCCGUAGCCAUCGAAAUGCAAGAAUACGAACGAGAACGUGAUCAAUGUCCGAUGCACUUCGACGACGGCUCGAAUCCAUGGUUCGAGUCCGAAAACAACAUACAAGUGUUCAAAUUCGGUUACCAAACUAGUUCGGUACCGCAACUCAGCAGGUUUUCUAACCUGCAGAUCAUCUUCACGAUGCUUUACUUUGUAUUUCUAAGAUAAGCUAAGAAUCUCUAAUUUUAAGACUUAAACGAAUUCCGUCCAAAAAGAGAAUCUCAUAUCUGUUCGUACAAUUUCAUACUCUUAUUAACCAUAAGCGAUUGUAUAUUUUAAUUGUUAUUGUUAGGUAUAGGAUUUUUUACCGUACUUUACACUAAUUUACACGAAAAUAAACGACAUUUUUUUUAUAAU
This is a messenger RNA of Nicrophorus vespilloides, 2096 nucleotides long. RefSeq lists its product as uncharacterized. The record is from RefSeq and is a predicted model, not a curated record. The coding region runs from base 90 to 1907 and encodes 605 amino acids. The transcript has 6 exons. NCBI's taxonomy places the organism in Eukaryota, Metazoa, Arthropoda, Insecta, Coleoptera, Silphidae.